CGUCUCUCAUUGGCCCGUCCUCGCGUCGGUCAGAGCGCCGUCCCUCUGCACAUGGAGGGAAGGAAGCCACGUUGACACCAAUUAGUGUUUUUACCGCUUGAUCAACUAGAACACCGAACCGAAUCUUCCUUUCAGCGUGAUUCUCGGCGGAGGUGUGUCAUUGUCAGGAUGAGUGUAGGCUUCAUCGGAGCGGGUCAGCUGGCACACGCCCUGGUCAAGGGCUUCACAGCGGCGGGUGUAAUUGCUGCAAACAGAAUCACAGCGAGUUCACCCGACACAGAUCUGCCUACAGUCUCCGGCCUGCGGAAAAUGGGCAUUAAUUUCACUACAAGCAAUAAAGAAGCAACGCACAAGAGUGAUGUUCUGUUCCUGGCCGUCAAACCUCACAUCAUCCCGUUCGUUCUGGAUGAAAUCGGUCCAGAUAUCGAGGACCGUCACCUGAUCGUCUCCUGCGCCGCUGGAGUCACUAUCAGCUCCAUUGAGAAGAAGCUGCUUCAGUACCGCACGGCUCCUAAAGUGAUGCGCUGCAUGACAAACACGCCGGUGGUGGUGCGCGAGGGAGCGACGGUUUACGCCACAGGAACACACGCUGACGUGGAGGACGGGAAGCUCCUGGAGCAGCUGAUGGCCAGCGUGGGCUUCUGCACCGAGGUGGAGGAGGAUCUGAUCGACGCCGUGACGGGCCUGAGCGGCAGCGGACCUGCUUAUGCGUUUACGGCUCUGGAUGCUCUGGCUGAUGGCGGGGUGAAGAUGGGGUUGCCACGGCGACUGGCGGUCAGACUGGGAGCACAGGCUUUACUGGGAGCAGCUAAAAUGCUUCUGGACUCGGAGCAGCACCCGGGACAGCUGAAGGACAACGUCUGCUCACCGGGUGGCGCUACCAUCCACGCGCUGCACUUCCUGGAGAGCGGAGGCUUCCGGAGUCUCCUCAUCAACGCCGUGGAGGCGUCCUGCAUCCGGACCAGGGAGCUGCAGUUUCUGGCCGAUCAGGAGAAGAUCUCGGCCGCUGCCAUCAAGAAGACGACGCUGGAUAAAGUGCUGCAGCAGCCGGGCGUCUCGUCCACGUCAGUCGCCACCAAGAGCAGAGUGAACCUGUUCAACAACAAGAGCGGUGUCAAGAAGAACUGAACACACACACACACACACAGGACAAUACAAGAUCUGUGCCGUCCAUCCACACACAUGCACACAUUUAGACUGAAAGGCAUUAUGGGUCUGUGCUUGUACUCACAGCUUGUGUCCUGUUACACUGGUACAGCAUUAGACCAGAAAACAUGAGUCAUAAAGAGUGUUAUUAACAUUAUUAUUAAACUUCUCCAUAUCUAUAAAGGUCAAAAAACUUCAAAGGGAAUCAUGUAAAUGGUUUCCAAACAGGUUUUUUAUGUCAGUGUUCACUUUGUUUCAGGAUGAAACUGACAAAUGACACACAUUUUGCACACAUGAACUGGAAGAAUUGUUGAUUUUGUUUUGAUGAACAAGAUACAAGAACUUCCUAUAGCAGCACCCUGGCAACAACUCAACCCCUUAUAGAAACACCCUGGCAACAACUCAAAACUCCUUAUAAGAACACCCUGGCAACAACUCAAAACUCCUUAUAAGAACACCCUGGCAACAACUCAAAACUCCUUAUAAGAACACCCUGGCAACAACUCAAAACCCCUUAUAAGAACACCCUGGCAACAACUCAAGCUCAUCACACCCUAUAGCAUCGCCCUGGCAACAACUCACCACACCCUAUAGCAGUGCCAUGGCAACAACUCGCCAUACCUUAUAGCACUGCCAUGGCAACAACUCGCCACACCCUAUAGCAACGCCCUGGCAACAACUCGCCACACCUUAUAGCAUUGCCAUGGCAACAACUCGCCACUCCCUAUAGCAACGCCCUGGCAACAACUUGCCACACCUUAUAGCAUUGCCAUGGCAACAACUCGCCACACCCUAUAGCAACGCCCUGGCAACAACUUGCCACACCUUAUAGCAUUGCCAUGGCAACAACUUGCCACACC
Messenger RNA from Labeo rohita (rohu), 2006 nucleotides. RefSeq names its product pyrroline-5-carboxylate reductase 1b (gene pycr1b). Gene Ontology annotation, molecular function: pyrroline-5-carboxylate reductase activity. The transcript has 8 exons. Gene Ontology annotation, biological process: L-proline biosynthetic process. The record is from RefSeq and is a predicted model, not a curated record. The coding region runs from base 169 to 1128 and encodes 319 amino acids. Lineage: Eukaryota; Metazoa; Chordata; Actinopteri; Cypriniformes; Cyprinidae.